AUGAUUCCGGGUGGUGGAGGUCUCUUCUACUUUUCGCAUGGUCCUUGCCGGUAUAUAGGACCAUUUGCUUGUUAUGUUGGAUUCAGCUUCCUUCUGCACUGCUACACCUAUGGCUUGUACAGUUUGGUGUUUUCGUUCUGUUACCGCUAUUAUAUUCUGUUGAGACCACCACCAAAAAUUCGAAAUGUUGCAAUGUACUUGAUUCUUCUCUAUGUUCCAUCUUUGCUUCAAUUUGUAGUAUUCAACCUUUCUAGCGAUUCUGAAAAUUUGGUUAAAAGCCGAAUUACCAAGGUCUUUGGCUACGAUAUGAGCACUGAAUGCGUUAGCGGUACCGCUAGAAUUCUGGUUGGAAAGCAUUACUUCCAUCAUUACAUGUGA
Molecule: messenger RNA, 378 nt
Organism: Cylicocyclus nassatus
Lineage: Eukaryota; Metazoa; Nematoda; Chromadorea; Rhabditida; Strongylidae
Source: the annotation of a GenBank genome assembly